AUGAGAAAGCAGCAGUUGCGGGGGCGGAAGAUCCCGCUGCAGUACCGCACGCUAUUGGAGAUCGAGGAGAAAGUUGAUUUUGUCGUUUCGGAAGUGUUGCUUCGAAAGAUCGUGGCGUUUCUGAUCUUUCACGACAGUCGUGCACCACCAGCCGGCAGAAGUGGGGAAAACAUCCCUUCUGCACAAGAGGUAAGAGUAGUGGAAGGAGUUGAAGUUGAUCCAGACGCUGAUGAUCCAGACGCUGUCGUGGUUUCGAACAACGUAGAUGGAAACGAGGUGCAGUAUGCAUCCGCUAGUAUGAUUACGGGUCCUCCUCCUCGUCGCACUCGCGUGGAAGGAGAUCCAGAUCACCACGCCCAGCAGCCCACCAGCACAUCGACUACCUCGUCCGCGGCGCAUCUGUUGCAUCGCAAGAGGAGGCACCUUGUAAAGCUCCUAGAUCAUCAUCACCACAACAAGCACAACAAUAACCACCGAAACAACAGGACGAGAAGACAUGGGACGAUGAUGAAUAAAGGGAAGGACGGCUUGGAUGAAGCUGGUGAAGAAAACGGGGAGAGCCUCCACGAGCAGCAGGGAACAAGAAAGAAGACGAGUUUGUUUGAUAAGCAAGUGCGCGCGAUCUAUCAAAUGCAAAAAUGUCUGGGUCUGGAAACUUGUGAUGCUGGAUGGCGUCUCAUGAUGAGGCCACAAAUGCUGGCUCAGCAUGACAAGUUUCUGAGCUUCUAGGUGUUGCCUAUUGAUUCUGCAUGACAAACUGCGUUUCUGCAUCACAGAAAAAUGGAGCUCUUGAGUGACGUGCAUGACAGAUUUAAGAGUCAUGCCAGACAAGCAUGACAAACAUGAACUUUUCCAGACCCAGACAUUUUUGCAAUUGAUACGAUCUGUAAGAUGCUUUUCUUCGCCGAACGGCUGCAGCCACGGUAUUUAUCGCACGUGGUGGCGAAAAAGAAAGAGAAAACAAGUAAGGAUGAGCAUGUUCAAGCGGCUUCUACUUCUCAGAAGACUGGCGAACAACAUCGUGCGGGCGACGAUGAUAUUAAUCAGCUUACUACAGAUGACAACGUCCUCGUAGCGCCGGGCGAAGGCGAAAAGAAGUCAGGAUCCUCGCCAUCGGCAACCUUUCCACCAGCUGCUGGGCUGGAAGUAGUAAAUGGCGAGGGCAGCAAGAGAACGCAGCAAGACAAGCAGCAAGAAGGUGGACCUCUUGUAACAGCAAAGACAAAGAGACAGGAACCAACCGCAAAAAUAGAAGUUGACGCAGCGGCUAAAACUUCAGCUACAAAAGUUGCAGUUGUGAAAGCUGCCAAGGGGAAGGCCAAAGCAGUGGCGACUAGGAGAAAGCGCAGCAGCAGUAGUUCUUCGAGUUCCUCAAGCGGUUCCUCCUCCUCCUCUUCUGGAUCAAGUUCGUCAUCGUCCUCUUCUAGUGGCAGCAGUAGCUCUAGCUCCUCCAGCAGCGGAAGUAGUAGCUCUUCCUCCG
Messenger RNA from Amoebophrya sp. A120, 1480 nucleotides. Lineage: Eukaryota; Dinophyceae; Syndiniales; Amoebophryaceae. The record is from the annotation of a GenBank genome assembly.